GGGGGGUGCUGCGUUAGGUCUCCGGUGUUUCGGAUCCGGUACUGUUACGAGGAGGUGCGGCUGCAGGCGGCGCUGAUGCUGCGGGUGUUUGCGACCAACCUGCAGUCGCUUUCCUCCCUGAGUGCCACGCUGGAGUUCGAGCUGCUGUUUCUGGAGGCGGGCAAUGAGAGUCCCUCCACCUCCUCCACCUCCCCUCCUCCCCCUCCGCCCGACGACCUGUCCUGCCUGCGACCCGUAGCCCGGGAGGUGGUCAGUCUGGCGGGGCUGGCGGGCGGCCUGGCGGAGUACUUCGGGUGCACCUUUUCGGAGGAGCAGUUUGGGCUGUGCAGCUGCGGACUGUUUGCGGGGCUGGCGGGCUGGGCGACACGGGAUAUGAUGGAGAGCCCCGCUCAGCGCACUGUGGGUGCUAGCUGGCUGUGCUCGCUGGUGGGGGUGGGGGACGUGGCGAGGAGGGACGUGGCGAGCCAGUACAGGCCCGAGUCGCCCCCCACCGCCUCCACCCCGGCCACUGCAGCAGCAGCAGCAGCUUCCCCCCCACCCGCCUCCACCACCACCACCACCCCCAGCCCCUCCUCCGUUGCCACCCCAGCAACAACACGCGGCCCUCCAACCACCACCACCACCAGCACCAGCACUGCUUCCUCACCCCCAUCCUCCAUUCCUCUAUCCGGCUUCCAUCCCCACUCCACCUCCGCCUCCACCAGCACCACCAGCAGCAGCCCCUACAACUCUCCCGCCAGCCUUCGCCCAGCAGGACCCCUUCUUUCCAGCACCACCUCCCCUCCUCCCCACCACCACUACCCACACCCGCAGCACCCCCACCCUCCCCACCACACCCUACCCCUGCUCGCCUCCUCCACCGCCUCCUCCUCCUCCCCAGCAGCUGCCCCCACCACCGCCUCCUCCUCCUACCCCUCCUGCUGUCGCACGAAGCCGCCUACCCCCCGAGUGGACUUCUCCGACCAGGAGCUGCGUAAGAAGGUGAUUCGGCUGCUUCAUGCGGUGGUGGAGGCGCCCAUCGUAAAGCCCGGCACGCACCCGGUCAUCCCCUCCGAGGCCGAGCGCCUGGACCGCCUGGCCGCCUGCUUCUCCCUGCUCGCCCUCCCACACGCCCGCAGCCGUGACCGACUGGCGGCCUUCCUGCGCCAGGCUCCCGCCGAGUGCUUUGCGCCCCAGAACCUGGACGUCCUGCGAACCCUGCUCGCCUCCUCCUCCUCCUCGGCUGCUGCUGCUGCUGCUGCUUCCGCUGCUGCCGCUGCUGCUGCUGCGGCUGCGAAUAGUACUACCGCCAUGAUUCUUACGGCUUCUGCGGCGCCGCUGUCUCGUCUCAGCGUGGGCUCUGCUGUCCCAGCUACCACUGCAACCACCGGAGCAGCCUCCGCAGCAGCCUCCGCAGCAACCGCAGCAGCAGCAGUCGGAGCCAGGCUUCUUCCCUCCGCCGCUUCCUUCCGCACGCAUGCGUCCCAGCUGCCCACCACCGCGGCCGCGUUACACCAGCUGGAUGCGUUGCUGGCGGGGCUGAGCAGCGACAGCGGUCGGGACUGGGCGGUGCUGGGGUGGGUGCUGCGGGAGGCGCCGCGGGGGGUGAUGCGUCAUGUGAAGCUGGCGUGGGAGGCGGCGCAGCCUGAUGGGGUGAUGCCCUUCAUCAUCUGGGACUCCUCGCCCUCUCGGGACGUCAUCGCGGCCAAGGCGGCGGCACACCGGCAGACCCUCCGCUCGCCCCGCUUCCCGCUGCCGCGGGUGCGCCCCGCCUCGCUUUGGGGCUGUCCGGGGGAGCAGCCGGUGUUGGUGGUGGACGACUCGCAGGGUGUCAAGUGGUGUGCGGAGAGCGAAACGUACUUCGGACCCGACUUCAAUCCCAAGGAUGAGACGCAUGUGGCCAUCUUCGUGCACGGCUUCCAGGGCUCCUCCACCGACCUGUGUCUGGUGCGGGCGCACCUCAUGCUGGCCUACCCCUACCUGGAGUGCUAUGCUAGCAAGAUAAACGAGGGCAACACGCACGACUCGCUGCAGGAGAUGGGUCGGCGGCUGGCCGGUGAGAUGGCGGAGCUGCUGGCGCCGCUGGCCCGCUCCCCGCGGCGGCCGCUGAGGAAGAUCACGCUAGUGGGCCACUCCAUCGGCAACCUCAUACUGCGCGCCGCCCUCACCCAGCCCGAGUUCCUGCCGUACCGCCCGCUGCUGUGGCUGUACGUCAGCGUGUGCGGGCCGCACCUGGGGUUUCUGUACGGCAGCAAUGCGGUGGUCGACACUGGGCUGAUGGUGCUGAAGAGCAUUGGGAAGGGCAAGUGUCUACACCAGCUCACCUUCUCCGACGCCCCCCGCCUCACCGACUGCUACCUCUACCGGCUGGCGCACGAGUGCCCGCUGUCCGCCUUCAAGCUGGUGCUGCUGGUGUCAUCGCCGCAGGACAGAUACGUGCCGUACCACUCCUCCGCCAUCACCUCAUGCCCCCAGGCGGAGCGGGACAGCCGCCGCGGGCGCUGCUAUGCUGCCAUGCUUCGGGCGCUGCUGAGCGGGGUGGGGCAGGGCACCCACGUGUUCCGGUGCGCGGUGGACUUCAGCCUCAAGGCCAAGAGCUUCAGCUUCUCAAAGCUCGUGGGCCGCACGGCACACAUUGAGUUCAUUGAGUCGCAGCUGUACGUGGGUUUGCUGGUGUGGGGGCUGCUGCACAGAUACACCAUGCUGGCACCCGCACCACACAGCUGGCUGUAGGGGGGAGGGGAAAAUUAUAUAAGGAAUGCAAACUAAAGUCCCAGUCCCCUAUCCCGACUGUAGGGAGGAGGGGGGGAGGAAGAGGAGGAGGGAUAUCCAGUGUGUUGAAUGGUAGUGGCAAACAAGGCGACACGCUCCUGGCUGUAGCUGAGGGAGGAGGAGGAAGAGUCGCCCACAGGGGCAGAGAGUUAAGAUCGGGAGGAGGAGCGUGCUGAGACCUGCCGAGACCUGCCAUGCUGAUAUGCCUGACAUUGCUUGGCUUGGCUUGGCUUGGCGGGGAGGCGGGCAUGCAGGGAAAGCGAGGGUACAACGCAUUCUGGUCGCCAGUCGGAACGUAUUGGGACUGCCCCGGGAAAUGAAGUUUGGUUGUGUUAAGUCUGGAUACCGUAUAUGCAGCGCUGGGCGGGCUGGGUCGUGCUUGGAUGGCGGUCCGGCUGUGGGUCACAUUUUAGGCAUGCUGGCGCGUAUCAGUAUCAGGGUCUGUUCGUUUUUUAGUUGGUUACUUAAACUGUGUUUCGUCAUGGGGGGGCGGCAGGAGCGAGCAGGAAUUUCGUUUGCUUUUUCUGUUAAGAGCUGGAUGGCGCGGGAUUUCAAUGUGGUGCGGGAGCUCCUUUUAGCAGCAGCGAGCAGGCUGGCAGGGGGAGCGCUUCGAGCUGUAUGCGGGCAGAUGAGGCUAGCUGUAGGCAGGUGAGUUCGUGCUUGCGCUUGUGUGACUUGUUAGGUCAUUUUCCGUUUCGACAAAGGAAGCUGUGUGUUUGCAUGCACAUAGACUCCUUAGGUUGCUUGGGGUCCAAGCAGGAUAGGCGCUUCGGAACCUCUGUCGCAGGGGUUUGCAGGCGUUGCUUUUAGUUAAGUACCGUACAUGCGCAAGGUGCCAAAAUCGCCUUGCCGUUAAUGACGCCUUGUUCUUGGAAUUACGGAUGACAUCAUGCUCGGGGCAGGGGUGUGUGCACGUAUACUGGUGAUCUGUUUAGGCUGUUUCGAAGGGAGGAGGGUGGGAAUUAGGGGCUUGUUAAGUGCUUCGAUUCGAGGAGGAAGGAACGAUGCCGCCGGAAUCGCGGUGGUCAAAAUGUAUUGUGUAUAUCCAAGCACAAGAAGUGCUGGGGCGGUGGUGGGGCCAGCCCUCCGUCACGGUCCACGGGGGUACCGUUCGCGUGCUGUUCAACUAGGUUCAUUUGAUAGGAUAGCUCCAUGCACGGAAUCCAAUACUCGCACACAGCAUGAUGCGUCUAUGCAUUAUAUAUCCGUGUUGUCGUUUUUAGGCCUUUUUUCGGAUGCAUACACUGCAUUCGCACGCUGCGGGCUGGGGGGUUCCCACUACUCCCAUUGCCUGGUGGCUUACCGACAUGCCCUCUGAUGCAUGUUUUGGCGGCUUUGGGCUGUGAGCUGCGGUCACUUGUAUGGCCCGAAUAUUUAUGGCAGAAGGUUAGAGCAUCUCUAGCUGAUACCCUCGGACUUGUGUAGAGGUAUGUAACAAAGGAAACUCCU
Messenger RNA from Astrephomene gubernaculifera, 4200 nucleotides. Lineage: Eukaryota; Viridiplantae; Chlorophyta; Chlorophyceae; Chlamydomonadales; Astrephomenaceae. The record is from the annotation of a GenBank genome assembly.